Molecule: messenger RNA, 1797 nt
Organism: Maudiozyma saulgeensis
Lineage: Eukaryota; Fungi; Ascomycota; Saccharomycetes; Saccharomycetales; Saccharomycetaceae
Source: the annotation of a GenBank genome assembly
AUGGCACCAAAUAAUUCAAACAGUUUAGAAAAACUGGAUACAACAGAUUUUUCAGAUGAAAAAGAUAAUAUUAUUGAAUUGAAAAAGACUGCAGUAUCAACAGAAGAACAUUUUAUUGAUACAGAAACUUAUCAAAUUAGUGAUAAAAAUAAUACAGAUAUCGCAAUCCUUGAUGACCAAAAUUUUGAAGAUGGUGAAGUACCAACUCAAGAAGAAAUGGAUACUUUAAGACAUGUUUCAGGUCAUAUCCCAUUCAGAUGUUGGUUAAUUGCUUUAGUCGAAUUAUCUGAAAGAUUCUCUUAUUAUGGUUUAUCUGCACCUUUUCAAAAUUAUAUGUCAAAUGGUCCAGAUGAUUCACCAAAGGGUCUUUUACAAUUAGACAGUUCAGGUGCAACUGGUUUAUCAUAUUUUUUCCAAUUUUGGUGUUAUAUUACACCAAUUUUUGGUGGUUAUAUGGCUGAUACUUAUUGGGGGAAAUAUAAUACUAUUGCAGUUGGUACAGGUAUUUAUUUAGUUGGUAUUUUCAUUCUUUUCAUUACCUCAAUUCCAUCAAUUACUGAUAAAAAUACAGGUCUUGGUGGAUUUAUUGCUUCAAUUAUUUUAAUUGGUAUUGCAACAGGUAUGAUUAAAGCAAAUUUAUCUGUCUUAAUCGCAGAUCAAUUACCAAAGAGAAAACCAACUGUAAAGACUUUAAAAUCAGGUGAAAGAGUCAUUGAAGAUCCAAAUAUCACUUUACAAAAUGUUUUCAUGUUCUUCUAUUUAAUGAUUAAUGUUGGUUCUCUUUCCGUUAUCGCUACUACUGAAUUAGAAUCUCAUAAAGGUUUUUGGGCUGCUUAUUUAUUACCAUUUUGCUUCUUUUGGGUCGCCGUUGUAGUUUUAGUAUUUGGUAGGAAACAAUAUAUUCGGCCUCCAAUUGGUGAUAAAGUUAUAUCAAAAUGUUUUAAAGUCUUAUGGAUUUUAAUUAGAAAUAAAUUUAAUUUCGAUUUAGCUAAACCUUCAAUUAAUCCAGAGAAAAAUUAUCCAUGGAGUGAUAAAUUUGUUGAUGAAAUUAAAGUUUCUUUAGCCGCUUGUAAAGUUUUCUUAUUUUACCCAAUUUAUUGGACUUGUUACGGUCAAAUGAUUAGUACUUUUGUUACACAAGGUUCAAUGUUAGAAUUACAUGGUCUACCAAAUGAUUUCUUUCAAGCUAUCGAUUCUAUCGCUUUAAUUGUUUUCAUUCCAAUCUUUGAAGGUUUCUUAUAUCCAUUCAUUAGAAGAUUUACUCCAUUUAAGCCAAUUACUAAAAUCUUUUGGGGUUUUACAUUUGGUGCUUUGGCAAUGACUUGGUCUUGUGUAUUACAACAUUUCAUUUAUAGUGCAGGACCAUGUUAUGAUCAUCCAUUAAGUUGUUCCGGUCCAAACCAUGUCCAUGUCGGAUGGCAAGUUCCUGCAUAUGUUUUAAUUGCUUUCUCUGAAAUUUUUGCAUCUAUUACAGGUUUAGAAUACGCCUAUUCAAAGGCUCCAGAUUCAAUGAAAUCAUUUAUUAUGUCCAUCUUCUUAGUGACUAAUGCCUUUGGUUCAGCCAUUGGUUGUGCUUUGUCUCCUGUCUCAAAGGAUCCAGAUUACACCUGGUUGUUUGGUGGUCUUGCUGUGGCUUGUUUCAUUGCAGGUUGCUUAUUCUGGCUAUGUUUCAGAAGUUAUAAUGAUACAAUUGAUGCUCAAAAAUUGGUUGAUGAUGAAGAAGAAAUUGAAAGAAAUAAUCAAGAUAUUGAAAUGUUGGAAUCUGUUGAAAGUGAUAGAGAUGAAAGAAGUUUAUGA